Messenger RNA from Guillardia theta CCMP2712, 1799 nucleotides. RefSeq lists its product as hypothetical. The record is from RefSeq and is a predicted model, not a curated record. The coding region runs from base 86 to 1747 and encodes 553 amino acids. Lineage: Eukaryota; Cryptophyceae; Pyrenomonadales; Geminigeraceae. The transcript is spliced from 3 exons. Gene Ontology annotation, molecular function: flavin adenine dinucleotide binding; oxidoreductase activity.
CUCCUCCUCCUCCAUUCCCCCAUUGCGAUCGCAUUCCCGCCUCUCCCUCUCCUACUCGUACUCUUGAAACAAGUUUGAACUACCCAUGUCCAGAAGAAUCCUCGUUAUCGGUGGUGUUGCCGGCGGUGCCUCUGCAGCUGCUCGUCUCCGCAGGUUGGACGAGAACGCUACCAUCACUGUCUUCGAGAAGGGACCCUUCGUGUCCUUUGCCAACUGCGGUCUCCCCUACUACGUCGGAGACGUCAUCAAGGAUGACAAGGAUCUUGUCAUCGCUACCCCUGCUCGAUUCAAGGAGCGCUUCAACAUUGAGGUCAAGACCAUGCACGAAGUCUUGAAGAUCAACAAGGAAGACAAAACCAUUGAGGUUAAGGACCUCAACACUGAUGACACCUCUGUCGAGAGCUACGAUGCUCUCGUGCUUGCUCCUGGUGCCUUCCCCAUCCGCCCUCCUCUUCCCGGCAUCGACCUCCCCGGAAUCUUCCUCUUGCGCACCAUCCCAGACAGUAUGCAGAUCCGUGCUUGGAUGGAUCAGUACAAGAUCAAGAAAGCUGUUAUCGUUGGCGGAGGCUUCAUUGGCCUUGAGACCACUGAGAACCUCGUUCAUCGUGGUGUUGAGGUGACCAUCGUCGAGAUGGGCACUCAAGUCCUCCCUCCUAUGGAUCCAGAGAUGGCUGAGGUCCUUCACGAGCAUUGCAAGGCCAAGGGCGUCAACCUCUGCUUGGGCGAUGGCGUCGCCGGCUUCUACAAGACUGACACCGGCCUUGAGGUCGCUACUCAGUCGGGCGCUCGCUACCCAUGCGACGUCGCCAUCCUUGGCAUCGGUGUCCGCCCUGAGACCAAGCUGGCCAAGGAGGCUGGGCUUGAGCUCGGCAAGCUGGGAGGGAUCAAGGUUGACGAGCAGAUGCGCACGUCUGACCCCAACAUCUGGGCUGUGGGCGACGCAGUGGAAGUGAAGGACUUCGUGACGGGACAGAUGGCGUUGAUCCCCUUGGCCGGGCCUGCGAACCGUCAGGGUCGCAUUGCUGCCGACGCGAUCAACGGGCGAUCGAGCACCUUCCGUGGUGUGCAGGGCACUGCUGUGUGCGGAGUGUUCGACAAGGUGGCGGCGGCAACCGGAGCGAGCGAGAAGACGCUCAAGCGGUACGGGAUCCCCUACGAGAAGGUCUACCUUCACCCCAACCAUCACGUUGGCUACUUCCCCGGAGCCAGGAACAUCAACUUCAAGCUUCUCUUCAACCCUCAGGACGGAAAGAUCCUCGGAGCUCAGGCGAUCGGAGAGGCUGGCGUGGAGAAGCGUAUCGACGUCGUUGCCAUGGCGAUCCAGCAGGGCAUGACGGUGUACGACCUGGAGGAGUCAGAGCUGUGCUACGCUCCUCAGUUCGGAGCUGCCAAGGACCCUGUCAACCUUGCCGGUAUGGUUGCCGCCAACUGCCUCCGCGGGGACGCUCCUGUGAUUCAGUGGGAGCCGAUCAUCAAGGGGGAGUGCGACCCCAACCACGUGCUGGUGGACGUACGAACCAAGGGCGAGGUGGCAAACGGCAUGUUCACUGGUGCUCGCAACAUCCCCAUCGAUCAGAUGCGCGAGCGCAUGUCUGAGCUCCCCAAGGACAAGCCCAUUUACGUGUACUGCGGGGUUGGAAUCCGAGGAUACAACGUGGUGCGCAUGCUGAAGCAAUGCGGGUAUGACGCAUACAACGUGCCGGGAGGAUGGACUACAUACAGUUUCUUGUCAAAGUGUGUCAAGUAGACUUGCUAGCUGAUACUUCUGUUUUCUAAUUUGAGUGAAUUGUUUUUUGUUG